GAGAUCUUGGGGUGGCAGGUGAUGAAAUGCAUUGCCUGAUGUUGGAUCACGGGUCUGACCUGGACCGCCACGGAGAUGACGGUGUGCCCCUUGACGAGACGUACGAAUAUGACGGCCGAACGUAUCGUAAAACCGGAGGACAUUAUGGGAUGGCCUUUAACGGGCCCAAAGGAGUGAUCAUUGCAAUGGAUCGAAAGUCGCCGCAAUCUGCUGGAAAAGAACGGACACCUGCCGUGCAAGGCGACGAGCUACCUGCCGUUAAAUCAUGUUCAGACGUAGCUUGGAUGUUGUGGAAAAUGUUCGGCGAACACGCAGGAAACAUAAAGAACCUGAGAUUCUUCCUUUCGUUGUCAAUCAUCAAUGCUGAGACGGACGCUAUUCUGUCACGGGCCAUUCGAAACAUUGUGCCCGAGGCACAGCAAUUUCCAGCCUGGGGAGGAUACGAAUUCGAUACUGAUACACCCGAAGGACAAGCCAUCUUGGGUACUCCGAAUGCGCAGGCGUUCAGCUAUUUCCUGCUCCAGCACAAGAAGGAACUUGGGAACCUGUACAUCUCGAAGAUCCGGGUGUUCCGUGAUCAAAGGCAGCUGUCAUCGCAGGCCAACUUGCUUAUGGUUGUCGAGCCGGUGCCCGCAGGUGGGGAGAAGGCACCGACGGAAUCGUCUCAAGCGCGGGGUGAGGGUAUGACUGCAUUGACGAGCCGUAACCUUCGCCGCUGGUGGACGCGAGCAAAGCUGUAG
Molecule: messenger RNA, 740 nt
Organism: Boeremia exigua
Lineage: Eukaryota; Fungi; Ascomycota; Dothideomycetes; Pleosporales; Didymellaceae
Exons: 3
Coding region: 27-740 (237 amino acids)
Source: RefSeq, a predicted model, not a curated record